Molecule: messenger RNA, 1653 nt
Organism: Capronia epimyces CBS 606.96
Lineage: Eukaryota; Fungi; Ascomycota; Eurotiomycetes; Chaetothyriales; Herpotrichiellaceae
Exons: 1
Coding region: 1-1653 (550 amino acids)
Biological process (GO): negative regulation of transcription by RNA polymerase II
Cellular component (GO): ESC/E(Z) complex
Molecular function (GO): protein binding; nucleosome binding
Source: RefSeq, a predicted model, not a curated record
AUGCUUUCUCAAUACCACUCGAAAGAGUCCUUCAUGCUUCCCAAGCUGAAGCACAAAUUCAGGACCCCCCCCGAAACCGACCGCUUUGCGUUCUACGACGUCAAGUUCUUCCCGCAUUCGAAUGCCGCCACGGAAGAGCCCAUCUUUGCCGUGGUCGCCCAGAGAAAGGUCUUCAUCGGGCGCCUGUCGGCUCAAAACAGUGCCGUCAUGACCAUGCUGCAUGAAAUGGUGGACCAACAGGAAACCAACAAUCCAGACUCCCCCGGGUUGAAUUCUUGCUCGUGGUGCUACAUCGACCCCCAGAUGCCCUUGCUGGCGGUGGCCGGGGGAUCAGGUCAACUGAAGGUGAUCAAUGCCGUUGACGGAGAACUUUUCAAGACAUUGACUGGUCACGGACAUGGCACGAUCAACGAUAUGGCAACCCAUCCUCUUUACCCCUGGAUUGUCGCCACCGCUUCAAUGGAUAAGAGCCUUCGAAUCUGGGAUAUACGACGACAUUCCAACCCACACCAAUCCCCCACCAUCAUCAUCUGCGGCCAGGCAACCGGACACUGCGAAGGCGUGCUCACUGUCUCAUGGCACCCCUCCGGGCGAUAUUUGGUUACGGGGGGCCAUGAUCAACGCAUCUGUGUGUGGACAAUCCCCGAUCUGGCCGAUGAUUCUGCCUUCUGGCAGCAAAUCUCGCCGGAAGGCAGGAAGCGAAGUGCUCAUGAAGUAUUCACCGUCUACUACCCGCACUUUGUCAGUUCGGGGAUACACUCCAAUUUUGUGGACUGCGCCCGCUUCUUCGGCAAUCUCAUCAUAUCCAAGGCGGCAGGCGAAGAUAAAAUAGUGCUCUGGAAGAUCACGGGGUUCGACGCCGGAAUUCCUCCUCCUGAUGCGAUCACCGCGCCUAAGAUAGAGGAGUUCCUAGACACACGCAACGGAUUCAUGCGCCGGGUGUAUCAAGACGCGAGGGGCGUGACCAAGGUCGAGGUUGCCGAAGAGUACCAAGAUCAGCCCUUGUAUGAAAGACUACUUGAGUUCGAGACGCCGCGGGUCGAGCAGUUCUACCUUCGGUUCGGCCUGUUGACGCCGUCACCCGAUCAUCCUGAUCUACAUCCGGUCCUUGCUUUUGCCAACGCAGCGUCCGAGUUGCGCUUCUGGGAUCUCGAGCGACUGUCGUUGGGACAUGCGGGCGGUCUUGAUGAUGUCAAAUCUACGUCGACGGCGAAAAAGAAGUUACAUAAAAGCGUUGCACGGACGGUCAAGCCUCAAGAGCGCCUACAGCGCAUGGGCAGCAGCAACUCACAGAGCUUGCGAGAGAACGACUCUCCGGUGUCCACGGCUUCUAAUCAUAGCUCUGGCGGCUGGCCUCGACAAAGUUCGACGGAGGCCACCAGCGAGAUCUCCGAGCUGGUGGCCAGCACUCCAGCCCAGAAUGCCGUGGUGCGGGACCGGGAACGAUAUCCAAUCCACGAUGCACAUGAGCCCCUCAAGCCUCACGCAAAAGUGUCGCUGGCGGAAUUGCAGUUUAAGAAUGUUGCAUACUUCAAUGCGAGAGCGGUUGACUGGAGUCCUUGUGGGAGAUGGUGCAUUGUGGCUGGGGAAUCUGCGAGAUCGUCUGCUAAAGGCACGGAAGGCAUAGGAGGCUUUGCGGUGCUGUACCGAUGA